Sinocyclocheilus anshuiensis is the source of this 984-nucleotide messenger RNA. Its product is annotated as heterogeneous nuclear ribonucleoprotein R-like. Gene Ontology annotation, molecular function: RNA binding. The transcript has 5 exons. NCBI's taxonomy places the organism in Eukaryota, Metazoa, Chordata, Actinopteri, Cypriniformes, Cyprinidae. The record is from RefSeq and is a predicted model, not a curated record. The annotation marks the transcript as partial.
GUGUGUGUGUGUGUGUGUGUGUGUGUGUGUGUGUGUGUGUGUGUUUCAGAGGGUCUGCAGGAGGUCAUUCUGUACACACAGCCGGAUGAUAAGAGGAAGAACCGCGGCUUCUGUUUUCUGGAGUAUGAGGAUCAUAAGUCGGCGGCUCAGGCGCGGCGCAGGCUCAUGAGCGGGAAGGUGAAGGUGUGGGGGAACCCUGUGACCGUGGAGUGGGCCGACCCCGUCGCGGAGCCUGACCCCGAGGUCAUGGCCAAGGUGAAGGUGCUGUUUGUGCGUAAGCUGGCCACGCCGGUCACAGAGGAGCUGCUGGAGAACACCUUCUCUCAGUUCGGCAAACUGGAGCGCGUCAAGAAGCUGAAGGACUACGCCUUCGUUCACUUCGAGGAGCGAGACGCCGCAGUCAAGAAAGGGCCCGAUGAUGUCACUUCCUGUUUCAGUAGGGAUAGACGUGAUGACAUCAGUGUUUGUGCAUCAUUAGGACAUCAUAAACAGUAUGACGAGUAUUAUUACUACCCUCCCCCCCGCAUGCCUCCUCCGGGGCGUGGCCGCGGGCGCGGUGGGCGGGGUGGAUACGCCUACCCGCCCGAUUACUACGGUUACGAGGAGUACUACGACGACUACUACGGUUACGAUUACCACGACUACCGAGGCGGCUACGAUGACCCCUACUACGCUUACGACGACGGCUACUCCAUGAGGGGGCGGAGCAGUGGGCGGAGCCGUGGAGCUCCACCUCCCCCCAGAGCCCCCCGGGGCCGCGGCAUCAGAGGCGCGCGAGGAAACCGCGGCGGAAACGUGGGCGGGAAGAGGAAGGCAGACGUGUUUAACCAGCCGGACUCCAAACGCCGUCAGACCAACCAGCAAAACUGGGGCUCGCAGCCCAUCGCCCAGCAGCCCCUGGGCUCCGACUACGCUGCCGGCUACGGCUACAGCAACGACUCGCUCGAGUUCUCCCAGGACUCCUACGGCCAGCAGUGGAAGUAG